AUGGGCCUCAAGGUGAUGCCUGCAGGCGAGCAAGACGCCGCACGGUCAGUGGCGAUUGAAAGGGUGGCGUAUGGGCGCGAUGCCAUUAGCGACAUUAUUUUCCCUGGCCCGGCUGGGGACGACUCGGACGCCGCCCGGCAGGAGCAGCUGCUCAAGAACUUGCGCGCGGAUCCCACGUCGUGUCUGUGGAUGCAGGCCGUGGACGAGGACCGGAUCGCGCAGGGCGAGCACGGCAUGGUCUGCUUCGGCAUGGGCUUUCUCUGGCCGUCGGCGCCGCCGCCGCCGACCAAGCGAGUCUGGGGUCCGGGGUCCAACCCGGAGGCAUGCGAGCAGUUCUUUGGUGGCAUGACGCGGAAGUGGGCUGAGCGAAUGGGCAACAAGCCGCAUUUUUACUUGAAGCUUCUUCAUACAGACCCGGCAUAUCAGAGACGGGGCGCCGCGUCCAUGCUGCUGCGGCACUUUGCGGACCUGGCCGACGAGCAUGGCCUGGAGUCGUACCUGGAGGCUUCGGAAGAAGGGCGACCUCUGUACGAAAAGUUUGGCUACGAGACGGUCGAAGUGUUGGUGACGGAUUUCAGCAAAUGGGGUGGCCCGGAAAGGUUUGAAAACUGCUUGAUGCUGCGCAAGCCAAACGCGGGCAGCGAGUGA
Messenger RNA from Cordyceps militaris CM01, 648 nucleotides. RefSeq names its product acetyltransferase, GNAT family. The record is from RefSeq and is a predicted model, not a curated record. Bases 1 to 648 code for a protein of 215 amino acids. The transcript has 2 exons. Gene Ontology annotation, molecular function: acyltransferase activity, transferring groups other than amino-acyl groups. NCBI's taxonomy places the organism in Eukaryota, Fungi, Ascomycota, Sordariomycetes, Hypocreales, Cordycipitaceae.